GGCGGAGGACGUGGUUUCAAAUCAGUGGUUUAUUACCUUGUUUUGAGAGCAAUGUCUGAUCUUUCGGUUGAUCAAACAGUUACUUUAUUGAAAAUCAGCGAUCGAGAGAAGUCGAAAUCAGCAAAUGCAACUUCGAAGGCGAAAAUACCAUCUAAACGUCGUCGUGCUGAUACCGAUCUAGCGGAUACUGCAGCUGCAGCAGCUGGUGAUGUGGGUCAAUUUGCAUUUGUUCGACGCGGAGUACAAUGGAUCGAUGAGAUGAUGAUAUCAGUAAUGAAGGCAAAACGAGUAAUGGAACCUAAUGAAAGAAAUGAAAAGCAAAUUUUGCUGGAAACAUCUGAUUUGCACAACAAUUUGGUAAUGCUGGCGGCUGGAAUUGUGCUGCGGACUCCGGGAGCACAGAAAACGUGUACGAUGGGUGAAAAGUUGCAGCAGCAAAAUCUUGCGCUGGAUGUCAUCGAAUGGCUUAUUGAUAAUUGGGUUUACACCUCGGCCCAGUAA
This is a messenger RNA of Gongylonema pulchrum, 501 nucleotides long. The record is from the annotation of a GenBank genome assembly. Lineage: Eukaryota; Metazoa; Nematoda; Chromadorea; Rhabditida; Gongylonematidae.